Molecule: messenger RNA, 1257 nt
Organism: Macrosiphum euphorbiae (potato aphid)
Lineage: Eukaryota; Metazoa; Arthropoda; Insecta; Hemiptera; Aphididae
Source: the annotation of a GenBank genome assembly
AUGAAUAUUCGUAGUAUAAACUGUAACUUCGAUGAACUAGUCCUAAUGCUAAGUAGUAUGGACGAUAGUUUUGAUAUUCUAAUAUUAACUGAAACAUGGUUAUUAGUCGAUUUUAAUUUUGUUCUAAAUGGUUAUUAUAACAUUAAUUCGCUUGGCCAUACAAAUAAAAGCGAUGGUGUAACUAUUUUUAUAAAAAAUAAUUUUUACUUAAAGAGCAUCACCCAUGGUUUUAUUACUGAAUGUAAUUCUAUUGAAUUAGUAUUUGAUCAUAAUGGGAAAACUUUGUCGAUAAUAGGAAUUUAUAGGUCGCCAAAUAGUAAUAAAGAUAAUUUUGUUAUCAUACUAAAUGAUUACCUUCAACGACUAAACGAUUCUAAUGUUUAUUACAUUAUAGUGGGUGAUAUAAAUAUAAAUAUUAUCGACCCUGAUAUUUCUUUCGAUUAUCUUAAUACUAUGGCAUCACAUAAUUUUAUUUCUUGUAUUAAUGAGUGCACUCGUAUUACUAAUCAUUCCAGUUCUUGUUUAGAUCAUAUUUUUACCAAAAACAUUAAUAGUGAUAAUAUUCAAGCAUUUAUACUAAAAUGUAAAAUCACUGAUCAUUUUGGUACAAUAGUUCUCAUUGAAAACUCUGUUAAUAAUAUCAAAGACUGUCAUACUUCACAAAAUAAAACAAGAACUAAAAUCAAUAUAAAACUUCUUAAUUCAUUAAUAAGUUUACAAAAUUGGAAUGAUAUUAUUGACAGAAAUAAUAUCGAUAAAUCUUUUCAACAUUUCUUAAAUAAAAUUGAAGAAAUGAUUAAUAUGUCUUCUUUUAAUCACGUAUCUAAGAUGUCUAAUAAAUAUAAAAGAAUUAAAGAUUGGAUUACUAAGGGACUAAUUAUUUCCACAAAUCAUAAGCAUAAAUUAUCCAAAAAAUUAUUUAAACGCCCAUUUGAUUCUAAUUUAAAACAAAAAUAUAAUAAUUAUAUUAAUAUUCUAAAUACUUUAAUUAGAAAUAGGAAAAAAAUAUAUUAUCAAGAUCUUUUAUCUAAACUCCAAAAUAAUCCUAAAAAAAUGUGGGAAACGAUAAAUAAUAUAGCAGGUAGAACAAAAACAUAUAAUGUUGAAAUAAAUAGUAUUAGGCUUAGUAACAAUUCGAUCGCUAAUGGAAAUAUCAAUAUUGCAAAUGAAUUUAAUACGUUUUUUGCCAACGUGGGAAAAAACAUCGAAUAUAAUAUAAAAAAAACGGCUAUGAUUAUGAGGACUGGACAGAUUUAA